Molecule: messenger RNA, 1437 nt
Organism: Gastrolobium bilobum
Lineage: Eukaryota; Viridiplantae; Streptophyta; Magnoliopsida; Fabales; Fabaceae
Exons: 6
Coding region: 1-1437 (478 amino acids)
Cellular component (GO): plasmodesma; plasma membrane
Source: RefSeq, a predicted model, not a curated record
AUGUUGAUUUUGGUUAAUUUGGAAAAUGUUCUGUUUAUCAUAGAAUUUCUAAUUGAAGGAGAAAAUAUUGCCAAUUCAUGGAGUAAUACAACGGGACAAUCAAAUAACUCAGCAUUACCAUUAGCAGCAGAAAGAACACGCAGGAUUGACCCUAGUAGUCAUUUCAGUUACUAUGAGGCUGGAUGGGAUAUUACCAAUAAACAUUAUAUUCUGUCUCUUGCUUUUUCUGGUAUUCCUUUGUUUGUCAUUGCUGCUUUCUGGUGUUUCACUGUUGCAACAUGCUUCACCAUCAUAGCUUGUUGCUAUUGCUGCGGCCACAACAGGAAAAAGUCUAGGACAGAUUACUCUCGAAAGGCUUAUACAAUAUCUCUCAUCUUUCUCUCAGUCUUCUUGAUCGUCACAAUAAUUGGAUGCAUUUUCCUUUACAAUGGACAGGGGAACUUCCAAAGUACUGCAAGGGACGUGUCAGAUAUUCUUGUCAUGAAAGCAAAUUCAGUGGUUGAUAUCGUUCAUAAUGUAUUGAGGAAUCUUGCAGCGGCUAAGAAAAUAGAAAUAGCUCAAUAUUAUCUUCCAGAUGAUAUCAAGCAUAGCAUUGGAAAGGUUGAAAGAUUUGCCAAUCAAAGUUCAAAUAUUAAGAGCCAACCAGAGAAAAUAGCAAAAUUCUCAACUGAACUCCUGAAUGAUAUAAGCCGUAGUCUUGUUGCAGUUAGUGCUGGAAUGCUUAUAUUGACAGUUGUUGGAUUCAGUAAUGGGGUAGGAGACACGUGUGCUGCAAUGGAUGAUUGGCUUCAGCACCCACAAGAUCAUAAUACAGCUCUAAGCAAACUUCUUCCUUGCAUGGAUGAGGCAGCAGCCAGAAGAACCUUGGACAUAACCAGAAACACCUCUUUCCAAAUAACCAAUUUGGUUAAUGCAUUUGUGGUUAACGUAGCCAACAACCAUGUUCCUCCAUUUUUACAAGAUUUCUACUACAAUCAAUCUGGUCCAUUCAUGCCCCUCCUGUGCAAUCCAUUUUUUCCUAACUUGACUGAAAGGACAUGUGGUCCCUCUGAAUUGAACUUAAAGGGCGCACCAACUGCGUACCAAAGUUUUGUGUGUGACACUUCCCCAUCUGGUCUCUGCAUGACAAUGGGAAGAUUGACUCCUUCACUCUACACACAGGUGUUGGUGGCUACCAACAUGAGUGACACACUGCAUCGUUAUGGUCCAUUCCUGUCUCGCGUAGUAGAUUGUACCUUUGUUGCAGAAACCUUUGCUCAAAUCAAUGAGGAAGAUUGCCCCUUGUUAAGGAGAUACAGCAACCAAGUCUUCAUUGGCUUGGUGUUGGUUUCAGUUGCAGUUAUGUUUUCUGUGAUUUUGUGGCUAGUUUUUGUUAGAGAGAGAUGGUUACAAAUAUCUUCAAAGAAGUUGAGAACACCAUAUGCUGAGCUUCGAUGA